Molecule: messenger RNA, 4495 nt
Organism: Thlaspi arvense
Lineage: Eukaryota; Viridiplantae; Streptophyta; Magnoliopsida; Brassicales; Brassicaceae
Source: the annotation of a GenBank genome assembly
GAAGAGCAAAUUUUUGAAAAGAAAGGCUUAGGAACCCAAUUGCUUCCACCUUAAUCUCUCUCCAUUAAAUUAGUCUUGUUCAAACCCAAUUGCUUUCCAAGGUUUCUGGCAAUCUCAAAGCCGAUACGGAAUUACGUAAAGCGAUUGAUCAAGCCCUGUUUCUAUCUAUCUAUUGUGGAAUCCAGAGAUGAUGUAUUGUCGUCGUGUUUAGAUGGCGGAACCGACCCUAGUCAUCAUGGAUUCGUCGGAUCGAGUUGAAGAAACCCUAAUUUCAGAAGAGGAUUGCGACUAUGACGAGGAGGAGGAAGAAGAAGAAGAUGUUGAUUUCAAUCCUCUUCUCAAGGAGACUCCUUCUCGUGAAGCUUCUUCCAGUUUGAGCUCUGAAGUUGAAGCUCCUGAUGGUGAAAUUGUCAAUAGCAUUGCCGUUGAGAAAAACUUGGACGAUGUUGAGAAAGGAAGAGAGGAGGAAAUCGCGAUGCAAACUAGCGUCUCGUGCCAGGAACCAAUCCCAGAGGAGGACUCGAAUCAUGAACCUGUUGCUCAGAAAGAAGGUGACUUUGUUACAGAGAAGACAUUGGAGGCAAAUGAAAACGGAGACAUGAUCCAAACUCAGAAGCAGGUUUUGAUGUCGCCGGAUGAGCAGGAUGAUGCAAUCUGCAAGCGCACCAGAGCUCGGUAUUCGCUCGAGAAUUUUACCCUUGAUGAUCUUGAGGCCUUUCUUCAGGAGACUGAUGAUGAGGAUGACAUUCCUAAUGUCGACGAUGAGGAGGAAUACCGCAAGUUUCUCGCCGCCGUUUUACACAGCGGUGAUGCUGAAUCUCAAUUGGUGCAUCCUGAUGGAAAUAACGACGACGAUGAUGAUGAGGAUAACGAUCUAGACUUCGAGAUUGAGCUUGAAGAAGCUCUGGAGACUGAUGACGAGGAAAGCAUACCUGCAAAGGAGGUCAUAAGAUCAGAUGAAGAGAAAACCCCUAAGAGACGACCCGUGACUAGGCAGAAGAGACGGCAAAACACCUCCUUUCAGCACAACACCGAUUCUGCUGGGCAGCCUAGCAGAUUGUUGCGCCCUCUUGUGCCUAUCUUGCCCAUUACACUUCCUGCUAGGAGGUUUCCUGCUGCUCAAGCAGUUGCUUCAUCACAAAACAUCCCAACAAUUGGCUUCAGUCAAGCCCAAAUGGGAGAGUUGCAUUGUUUGAUUCAUGACCACCUUCAACUUCUUAUCCAGGUCUACUCUCUCUGUGCACUUGAUCAUUCACGGCAGCACAUUGGAACCCAAGUCCAUGGACUUUUAUCUGAGAUGCUCCAACAACACCAAGGAUUUGUUUCACGCCAAAGUCAUCUUCUUGUCGCUGGUUCGGCAUCACCGCUUCGGAAUACUGUGGAUCUAGCUGGGAGUUAUCUACUUGAUGUUUCUAAAGCCGUUCAAGAUUAUCGACGGUGUCAAGUGGAAUCCGGUUUUGAUGCUUCGUCUCAAAGAGUGCCACUGUUUCCACUCCCUCGCCAAGAAGCUGGCGGCGAGAUCGUAAACAAUCCUCCUUCAACGCCUAGCAUAAGUAAGUCACCAUCAGAUCAGCAGCAGUCUAAGAAAACGCUAGCUGCUACACUCGUUGAAUCAGCGAAGAAGCAAUCUGUUGCCUUGGUCCAUAAGGAUAUCGCCAAUCUAGCUAAACGGUUUCUGCCGUUGUUCAAAGUAUCGCUAUUUCCGCACAAGCCACCUGCUGCAGCUGUUAGCAAUCGGUUCCUUUUCACUGACGCUGAGGAUGAACUACUGGCUCUUGGAAUAAUGGAAUAUAACUCAGACUGGAAGGCAAUAAAGCAGCGCUUUCUUCCAUGUAAAGCCGAAAAUCAGAUUUAUAUUAGGCAAAAAAACCGGAGAUCAUCUAAAGCCCCAGAAAAUCCAAUCAAGGCAAUUUUGAGGAUGAAAUGCUCUCCCCUGACCCCACAAGAGAUAGAACGUAUACAAGAGGGACUUAAGUACUUCAAAUAUGAUUGGAUGUUGGUGUGGAAAUUCGUUGUGCCUUAUAGAGACCCAUCCUCCCUGCCAAGGCAAUUGCGCACUGCCCUUGGAAUUCAGAAGUCGUAUAAGUUAGAUGCUGCCAAAAAAGAGAAGCGGCGAUUAUAUGAUACAAACAAAAGAAAGUCCAAAGAGCAGCCUGCAUCUGCAAAAGAGGACCGUCAUGGUGCUUCUAAGGCCAAUGAAAAUCACGUUGGGCAUGAAUUGGUGGAGAAUUCAGGUGACGCAUACCUUCAUGAAGGAUUUUUAGCAGACUGGAGGCCUGGCAUGCCAAAUCUCUUUUAUUCUUCAUAUAUGCAAUCCUCUGGCAAGCCAAAGGAUGUUCCCCGUGAUCUUACAUGUACUGGUGAAGGAUCCAAAAAUCCUGAACUAUCUGGUGCCCGAGCUCUGACAUGUACGGGGAGGCUUGCACCUUCUUUGAUACCUCUGUACAACCACACAUCUGGUACAGCAACCGAUGCCUCAAAAGCACCGUUUAUUAUGCGGUCAUAUCGUCGUGCUCGUAAACAACGCAACCUAAGUGUAGUGAGACUAGCCCCUGAUUUACCUCCACUUAACCUUCCAUCUUCGGUCCGUGUUAUCUCGCAGUCAGUUUUUGCGAAGGAUCAGCCUGAAUCGUCCUCCAAAACUUGUAUCGUUAAGGGCGGCAUGUCUGGUGUUUCUGGGAGGGGAGUUUCGGGUACUGAACCUCCUUGCUUUUCAGCUGACGGAGAUAACAACGGGCCCCCUUGCGAGAAAGAUUUGCCUGCAGAGAGCUCCUCUGGGAUGGGCGAGACAGACAACGACCCGGAUCUUCAAAUGCAUCCGUUAUUGUUCCGGACCCCUGAGAAUGGACAGAUUACAUGUUACCCUUCAAUCAGAGACCCAGGAGGUUCUAGUUCCUUUAGUUUCUUUUCUGACAAUCGACCUCAGCUGCUGAGUCUUUUCAACAGUCCAAGGCAAAUCAAUCACUCUGCUGAUCAGUUCCAGAAAAAACCAUCAUCUAAUGAACACGAGGCAGGACUGAGCUGUUUUCAUCCUCUUCUUCAAAGAACUGAGUGUGAAACUAGCCAUCUUAUUAGUAGACGUGGGAACUUAGACACAGACAUUGGCAAGAAGGGCAAAUUAUGUCAACUUCAGGAUACUUCUAGUGCUGUUGAGAAGACUUAUAUCCCUGGUGCUGGUCGUAAUGAUGUCAGAUCUAGCAAGCAUGUUAAAAAUGUGAACUUAGAUAUCAAUCUAAGCCCAAGCUCUUCCAAGGUAAAAGAUUGUGGUAGUGUCUCAGAAGAAAAUAUUUCAGAAGUUCCAGACAUCUGCAUGAUUCAACGUAGGGAUGGCUCUGGAGUGCCUGGAUCAACCGCAACAAGCGAUAGAUGCAUUGACGAGAUGGCUGAUCAAUCUAAUCAAGGUAUAGUGAUGGAACAAGAGGAAUUAAGUGAUUCUGACGAAGAGAUGAUGGAAGAAGAAAAUGUUGAGUUUGAGUGUGAAGAGAUGGCUGAUUCUGAAGGAGAAGAGGGCUCAGAAUGCGAAGAAGUUAUUGAAAUGCAAGAUAAGGAUAACAGAAGCUCUACAGUAGAAAUAGUUUCAACAGAUGCCGAUUCUGGCCCAGAACUAGGCAGGGAUUCUCCGAACAGUCCUUGGUUGAGUCUGGAUCCCAGUAGCCGCCCCUCAAGUAGUAAGGUUAAGAACAUAGAGAAGACAGAGCCAGAAAAUAAAAGAACCACGACACAAGAUGGUCCUAGUAGAUCACGCAAAAAGAGGACACCAGUGAAGAGCAGAGAUGCAGAAUCAAAGGAAGACGAAGGUGUUGCUCGCUUGAGACUGGGUCCUCUUGCCCUCCCUUCAAUGAAGAAGCCCAGGAAGUGUGUUGGGCAGGCGGAAACAAGUCCAAGGAUUGAGACAACCUGAGAAACUUGUAGGCCCCAACAGCAAAUGAUUAGCUCUUCCCCACUCCAAAUUACUUUCAGGUAUGUCGGCCAAUCUGGGGAGCUGUGUUCUUUGGGUUUACCCUCUUGGAGGUUGCGGCACCCAUGGAGUUUGCUACUAACGAGGGUUCAGGUGCGCAGAGACAAUGCAGGGUACAAAGAUGAGUAGUGCAUGAGGCGGAAGGAAUAAGAUUCGGCUUUGGCAGAUUCAUCAGCCAUUUCUUUUGAAAGAGAUGAGUAUGGAGUAGAAUAUGUAAGCUGAAAAGGGAAGAAAUGGUGGAAUCCGGCCGUGAUGUUGCAUCAAGCGGUGCUCCAUUGAGGCGGGAGUAAAGAGAUGGGCUCUUUUUAAGCACAAGAGUGAUGAUAAAUCAAAUGGAAUACAGUCUAGCGUUUGAAAUGGAGAUGGCUUUAUCCUAUAUUUCUCCUUCUUGUUGCUUCUUCUUCGCAUUUUCUUACUGAUAAACCCUUUUUGUCGAAGAGUUUGCCUAAUUCGUGUGCAAACACAAUAUGAUGGAUUACUUACACUUUUCUUAAGAUGGUUUCAAUUCUACACUUUUCUUUGAGCAAAGAUUACUUG